This is a messenger RNA of Dryobates pubescens (Downy woodpecker), 2769 nucleotides long. RefSeq names its product antigen WC1.1-like. Bases 1 to 2769 code for a protein of 922 amino acids. Gene Ontology annotation, cellular component: membrane. NCBI's taxonomy places the organism in Eukaryota, Metazoa, Chordata, Aves, Piciformes, Picidae. The transcript has 13 exons. The record is from RefSeq and is a predicted model, not a curated record.
AUGGUGCCCAGCGGGGUGCUGGGGCUGCUCCUGUGUGGUGUGCAGCUCUGUGGGGGCGCCGAGGAGCUGCGGCUGGUGAAUGGCGGUGGGCGCUGCGCUGGCAGGGUGGAGGUGAAGCACGACGGGGAAUGGGGCUCUGUCUGCAGCUACGACUUCGACUGGCAUGCCAACUGGGCCAGGGUGGUGUGCCAGCAGCUGGGCUGUGGGCCCGUGCUCCACUCAUCCCCCCAUGCCCCGUUUGGGCGAGGCACCGGCAGGAUUUGGCUCCAGCCCUUCUUCUGCGAUGGCAGCGAGGAGGCGCUGGAGGAAUGUCCCCACUUCGGCUGGGGCGAGCACUUCUGCGGCCACGAGCUGGACGUGGGGGUGACCUGUGCAGAGGCGGUGGAGCUGAGGCUGGCAGCUGGCACGGGUCCCUGCGCCGGGAGGGUGGAGGUGAAGCUGCGGGGCCGCUGGGGCACGGUGGCAGAUCCUGACUGGGACAUGAGGGAAGCCGAGGUGGUGUGCCAGCAGCUGGGCUGUGGCUUGGCCGCCGGUGCCUAUGCUGCUGCCACCCGCUUUGGCGAAGGGGAUGGUGCCCUCAGCCUGGUUCUGGUCAACUGCCACGGGCACGAGGCCACCCUCUGGGACUGUGAGAUCCGCGGCUGGGGACCCUACACCGGCUUCCACGACUUAGACACCGCCGUCGUCUGCCAAGGGUUUGCCCGUCUGGUUGGUGGCGAGAGCGGCUGCGCUGGGCGGCUGGAGGUGCGGCGAGGCCAAGCUUGGGCGGGUGUCUGUGAGGACCAGGUGGACGUGGAGGCUGCGCAGGUGGUGUGCCGGGAGCUGGGCUGUGGUGCGGCACUGGCUGUCACCGGCACCGGUUGGAUGGAGGCUGGAACGGAGCCUUUCUGGGAGGAGGGGUUUGAGUGCACUGGCACCGAGCCCCUCCUUGCUGCCUGCGCCCGGCGGCCACCUAGCAGCCAGAGCUGUGAUGGCCAUGCCUUCAUUGUCUGCUCCUCUUACUCUGGUUUCCGGCUGGUGGGCAACACCUCGAGCUGCACCGGGCGGGUGGAAGCAGAGGUGGGGGGCACGUGGGGGUCCCUCUGUGCCUCUGGCUGGGACCUGCCCGAUGCCCACGUCCUCUGCCACCACCUCGGCUGUGGCCCUGCCGUCGCCGUGCCCCCUGGAGGCUCCUUUGGCGGGGAGGAUGGGCUGCUGUGGAGGGAUACGUUCAGCUGCCACGGGAGCGAGUGGCACCCCGGCGAGUGCCCUGUGGCCGUGCUGGGGGAACCCACCUGUCCCCCUGGCCAUGCUGCCACCAUCAACUGCUCAGGUGAUGCCAAGCCCCUGCGGCUAGUGGAUGGGCAGAGCCGAUGUGAUGGGCGGCUGGAGGUUGUCACAAGCCCCUGGGGUUGGAGCCGUGUGCCAGCAGGGCUGUGGGAUGCCCGCGGUGCCAGCGUGGUGUGCAGGCAGCUGAGCUGCGGUGUGCCAGAGAAGGUCUACGCUGUGCCAAGCUUGGGCAAGGUAGGGCCGCGGGGGCUGUGGUGUGAUGGCACCGAGGAGAACCUGGCCCUGUGCAACGUCUCCGGGGUGGCCACCAUGCCAACCGGCAGCCCUGAAGAGGUGGCCAUCAUCUGCUCGGGCAGCCGGCGGGUGAGGCUGGCAGCCGGCCCCGGUCGCUGUGCCGGGCGGGUGGAGGUCUACAUCAACGGCACAUGGGGCACCGUCUGCCAGGACCGCUGGGACGGGCCGGAUGCCACCGUCGUGUGCCGCCAGCUGGGCUGCGGGAGGGCGCUGGAGGCGCCCAGCUCAGCUCGCUUCGGCCCUGGCACGGGGCCGCUGUGGCUGGGUGCCGAUGGCUGUGCUGGCACCGAGCUGUCCCUCUGGGACUGCCCAGCUCUGGAACGCCGUGGCUGCCGGCGCGGCGGCGGGGCGGCUGCCGUCUGCUCAGAGCAGCUCUCCCUGCGGCUGGUGGGGAGUCGCUGCAAGGGGCACCUCGAGGUGUUCUACAACGGCACCUGGGGACGCGUGUGUGCCGAUGGCACCAGCCCUGCCACGGCCACCACUGUUUGCCGGCACCUUGGUUGUGGGGACAGGGGCUGGCUGGUAGCUGCCCCCGCCCUGGACCCAGCGCCAGCCUGGCUGGCAUGGGUGGGCUGUGAGCAGGGGACCCGCUCGCUCUGGCGAUGCCCCUCGGCACCCUGGCAGCUGCAGCCCUGCAGCCCCGCUGGCGACGCCCAUGUCACUUGUGAGCAGGACAGUGAUGACAGGAGUGAGACGCCCACCCCAUCCCCAGGUAGCUCUGCUCGUGCUGAAACCCCCCACACCGUGCCGGUGGCCACGAUCCUGUGCGUGGUCCUGGGGAUGCUGCUGUGCCUGGCCCUGGCUGCCCUGGUUGUGCAGAGCUGCCGUGCCCAGGCUUGGUGCCAAGGUGGGUCCCGCGAUGCUGUCUCAGAUGCCGUCUAUGAGGAGCUGGACUACACCCUGACACCAGAGUACCAGGAGGUGCUCAGUCACUCAGGCUCCCUGUCAGAGGGAUCAGGGACAAAGCUGCCAUGUGACACCAGGGACAGCAUCGAGGAGGAGAGUGACCCCAUGGCAGCCCCAGGACCCCCAGAUGGCUAUGAUGAUGCUCUGGCUGACCAUGCUGGGGACAUCUCAGAGGAGGUGGCAUGGAGGAGCUUGGACUGUGGCACACCCACAGGAGCCACAGAGGACCCUCUAGAAGAGCCCCCAGGGGACACAGACUAUGAUGAUGUUGGCAUCAGCACACCAGGGACAUCACUGUGA